CAGAAGGAGCCGCCUCGUUCGCCAUGGUGCUGUCGGCCGUGUUCAUCACCGACCUAAAGGGCAAGGUCAUCAUAUCCCGCAACUACCGUGGGGACAUCCCCAUGUCGGCGUCGUCCAAGUUUACGCGCUACGUGCAGGACAAGGACGACUCGGAGCAGCGUCCUGUGUUCACCGAGGAUGGCUUUACUUUCGUCUAUCUCAAGCAUAAUAACCUGUACCUGAUGACCGUAACCAAGGUGAACUCGAACGUGGCGCUUAUGCUCAUGUAUCUCACACGCAUCUGCCAAGUGUUCCGGGACUAUUUCGGAGAGCUGGAAGAGGAGAGUAUUCGAGACAAUUUCGUCAUUAUCUUUGAGCUUCUGGACGAGACGAUGGACCACGGAUACCCGCAGACCACAGAGGCUCGCAUUCUACGCGAGUAUAUCACCCAGGAGGGUCACAGACUGGAGGCAGCGCCCCGUCCGCCCACAGCACUCACCAACGCCGUCUCUUGGCGUAGCGAGGGUAUCAAACAUCGCAAGAACGAAAUCUUUCUGGACGUUGUGGAGAAGCUCAACCUGCUGGUCUCUAGCAACGGCACUGUGCUGCACUCGGAGAUUAUCGGAGCUGUCAAGAUGAAGAGCUUCUUGUCUGGUAUGCCUGAACUGAAGCUUGGACUCAAUGAUAAGGCGCUGUUUGAAGCCACCGGCCGAUCCUCCAGCAAGGGCAAAGCUGUUGAGAUGGAAGACAUUAAGUUCCAUCAAUGUGUUCGACUCGCGCGCUUCGAGUCAGACCGCACGAUCUCAUUCAUCCCGCCUGAUGGAGAGUUCGAUCUCAUGACGUACCGUUUGGCCACACACGUCAAGCCUCUGAUCUGGGUCGAAGCCGUCGUGGAGCCCCACUCACGCUCGCGUAUCGAGUACAUGGUCAAGGCCAAGUCGCAGUUCAAGAGCCGCAGUAUCGCCAACAACGUGGAGAUCGUCAUCCCAGUGCCACCUGAUGUCGACUCGCCCAGCUUCAAGUGCAGCAUUGGAUCUGUUACGUACGUGCCCGACCGCGACGCCAUCGUCUGGUCCAUUAAGCAGUUCAACGGCUCUCGUGAGUAUCUAAUGCGUGCGCACUUUGGACUCCCAAGUGUGGACAACCACGAGGCCACAGACGACUGGAAAGCUCCCAUUCAGGUCAAGUUUGAGAUCCCGUACUUUACAGUCUCGGGUAUCCAGGUGCGCUACCUCAAGAUUAUCGAGAAGAGCGGCUACCAGGCACUACCCUGGCUCAGUAGGCAAAGUCGUCGCGCCAGCGUUUGUUGCGCUUCAUCUGUCGAGAACGGCACGACCAAGGUUUCCAGCACCAUCGAUCAAGAGUGUGGCCAGCGUCGUCGAACGCGCUUUCUCGAGUUGGUGGCGUGGCUGCAGCUGCAAUCGUCACUCGAUCUUCAUCGUGUUGAGUCUUGGCAGCAGCUCGGAGCGAUGAGCUGCUGCUCGAAAGCGAUUCCUAGCAAUGAUCUCUGGAGCAGACAGCAAAAUCUGUCCACCUCUGCCAGCGAAGAGAGAGACGCUGCCUGUGUGGAAUCCCUGGUCUUGUGUCACGAACACUUGGCUUCCUCGAAAGGAUGCCAGUUUGAGCUUCCCAUACGGCCGAUUGGUCACGAGGACAUUGCCGUGUUCGCUGCCGGCCACCACGAGAGACCCGCCUCCAAACGCGCCCAGGCUCCGAAGCUCAGCCUCUCGAACAAAGAUCUCAGUCAGAAGGUGUUUACUAGCCUCAACGGGCUCUUGAACUGGCCACCCACGAGGUGGACGAGGGUCGAAUCCUAUGAGAAGUCGGUUAGAACCUCGGGUGAGAACAUCCACGUGCCCCAACAGGUCCUGGGCGUCACUCGAUACCCUUACCACUGCCACAAGUUGCUCGUUGCUACCUUGAGCUUGAGCCACCUCGUCGAAGAGCGCUGGAGAAGCCACAGACACAUACGUGAUGCCAGGAGUAGCCACACGCAGUUUCUCCAACGUCUCACUGCCAGAAAUGCCCCAAGUUUGCUGCACGCGUUGGCGCUCAGCGAUAGGAGUCUGUGGGGCUUCAACAGCACCGACACGGACCUUGAAACCCAUCGCCCGCUGCUGACCAAUGUUCCGACUGGCGGACAGCACACAGCGACGUAG
Molecule: messenger RNA, 2138 nt
Organism: Phytophthora infestans T30-4
Lineage: Eukaryota; Oomycota; Peronosporomycetes; Peronosporales; Peronosporaceae
Product: AP-1 complex subunit mu, putative
Exons: 4
Coding region: 102-2138 (678 amino acids)
Biological process (GO): intracellular protein transport; vesicle-mediated transport
Cellular component (GO): cytoplasmic vesicle; clathrin adaptor complex
Source: RefSeq, a predicted model, not a curated record